GGGAUUGUUCCUCAUAUCUGUCUAUAUAACGAGAUGUCCAGAGAAAUGUGAAUGCUUUUUGAAACCUUCCAUGUACUACCGACGUUGUGCUGAAUAAACCAUCAAGCCACCUUGACUAUUUUUGAGAAUCCUUCUGAGGAGAGCAAACUUCUUAAUCCACAACAGUUUCCCAGGGUGUAUGUCUGGUUUGAACAUGUGUUUGCGUCCAUAUCCCCGUAUCCCAGGGUAACACUUCCUCCUCAGAUCCAGCAUGGUGCGUAGAGUGGCUGUCAUCGGGGCCGGACCCUCUGGUCUGGCCUGCAUCAAGUCCUGUCUCGAUGAGGGCCUGGAGCCUGUGUGCUUCGAGUCCAGCGAUGACAUCGGGGGGCUGUGGAGGUUCAAGGAAGUCUCCGAGCCCAAGAGGGCCAAUAUUUACCGCUCCCUCACCAUCAACACCUCCAAGGAGAUGAUCUGUUUCAGCGACUUCCCCAUCCCAGCAGACUACCCCAACUACAUGCACCACUCACGCAUCCUGCAGUACUUCAGGUUGUACGCAGAGACCUUCAAACUGCUGCAACGCAUCCGUUUCCAGACCACGGUGCGGAGAGUGAGGCAGACUUCAGACUUCAGCCGCUCAGGCCAGUGGGAGGUGGUGACGGCGAGCAGGGAGGGGGUGGAGGAGAAGCAGGUGUUUGACGCGGUCAUCGUCUGCUCUGGUCACUACACCUCCCCGCACCUGCCUCUCGGAGAGUUCCCAGGGAUCGAGGCAUUUGAGGGGAAGUACAGCCACAGCUGGGACUACAAGGAGCCUGAUGACAUGAAGGGCAAGAGGGUGGUGGUCGUUGGCAUUGGAAACUCAGGAAGUGACAUCGCCGUGGAGACCAGCAGAGUGGCAGAACAGGUGUACCUGAGCACCCGUCGAGGAGCCUGGGUCUUACGCCAGGUGUCGGACAACGGGCUGCCCGUGGACAUGAACUACAACACCAGGUUCGUCCACAUCCUCUUCCAGGUGCUGCCAAUGAGCUUCCUCAACUGGUUUGGAGAGAGGAUGCUCAACGCCAUGUAUGACCACACCACGUACGCUCUCAAGCCCAAACACAGGCUCUUCAGUCAGAUCCCAGUGAUAAACGACGAGCUCCCUCACAAGAUCCUGGCGGGCAGCGUGGUGAUCAAACCCAACGUGAAGGAGUUUGUCGGCUCCAGCGUCAUCUUCGAAGACGGGAGCGUGGUGGAGAAGGUGGACAUGGUCGUGUUCGCCACGGGAUACAACUACGACUUCUCCUUCCUGCCGCGAGAGGUGUUGCAGAUGUCCGGCCACCGGGUGGCGCUGUACAAACACGUGUUUCCCCCUGCCCUGGAGCACAACACCCUGGCCGUGGUGGGGUUCAUCCACGCCCUGGGGGCCAUCAUGCCCCAGGCUGAGAUGCAGUCUCGCUGGGUGGCACGCAUCUUCAAAGGGCUCAAGAAACUGCCGUCUAGCCAGGCGAUGUUAAAGUCGGUUGAGAGUGACACCAAAGACAUGAACAAGAACUUCGUUCUGUCCAAGCUGACUCCUCUGCACGUGGAUUUCGUCUCCUACAUGGAUGAAAUCGCUGGUGAGGCGGGGGUGAGACCCAGCCUGCUCUGGCUGUUCUUCACAGACUACCCGCUCUUCAAGCAGAUCCUGUGGGGGCCCGUGUCCGCCUACCAGUACCGCCUGACGGGCCCUGGCAGGUGGGACGGUGCUCGCAAGGCCAUCUUUACCCAGAGGGAUCGCAUGUAUCAGCCUCUGAAGACCAGACAGGUGGAUAAGCCGGAAAGUUCCUGGCUAGGCCGUCUGUUCAAGCUCGGUCUGACGGCCGCGGUCGGGGGAGGUGCUGCCUACUACGUCCACCACAACCACCCCUCCCACCUCACCUCCCUCCUCGACACCAUCCGACCACCGAGCAUCGACAGGCUGACAGACAGACAGACAGACAGGCAGGCAGAUAGGCCGGCAGACAGGAUGAGUCGUCGCGUUGCAGUGAUCGGAGGAGGGAGCUCAGGUCUGACCUGCAUCAAGUCCUGUCUCGAUGAGGGCCUGGAGCCUGUGUGCUUCGAGUCCAGCGAUGACAUCGGAGGGCUGUGGAGGUUCAAGGAGAGCGCCGAGCCAGAACGCUCCAGCAUCUAUCGCUCCCUGGUCGUGAACACCUCCAAGGAGAUGAUGUGCUUCAGUGACUUCCCCAUGCCUGAUCACUACCCCAACUACAUGAAGCACUCCCAGUUGCUGCAGUACUUCAGGCUCUACUCUGAGCACUUUGACCUCCUGCGACACAUCCGUUUCCAGACCACAGUGCGGAGUGUGAGUCAGAGGCCAGACUUCCCUCACUCUGGGAAGUGGGAGGUGGUGAUUGAAGACAGCGAGGGGCAGGAGGAGAGACACGUGUUCGACGGUGUUCUAGUGUGUUCCGGCCACUACACACACCCCAUCUCCCCCCUCAAAGACAUCCCAGGCCACGACACGUUCCAAGGGAGGUGCUGUCACAGCUGGGAGUACAAGGACGCUCACGUCCUCCGAGGGAAGAGAGUGCUGGUGGUUGGCAUCGGAAACUCUGGAGGAGACAUCGCCGUGGAGAUUAGCCGAUCUGCAGAGAAGACGUUCUUGAGCACACGAAAGGGAGCCUGGGUGAUGGGUCGCAUGUCCAGCCAUGGUCUUCCACUGGACAUGACGGCCAUUACCAGGAAGAACGCCCUGCUGACCCUCCUCCUGCCCAGGGCUCUGGUCAACUGGGCCGCCGAGAGAGACCUGAACCACAGAUACGACCACAGACUGUACGGCCUGCAGCCCACACACAGGCUCUUGGACAGGAGGCCGCUGAUCAACGACGACCUUCCAGGACGUGUCCUCCAGGGGGCGCUGGUGAUGAAGCCCAACCUGCAGGGGUUCCAAGGCUCCGGAGUUACGUUUGAGGACGGAACCGCGGAGGAGAACAUCGACGCGGUGGUGUUCUGCACCGGCUACAGCGGAACUUUCUCCUUCCUGCCCAUGUCUCUGUUCCAGGGGUCGGGAGGAGAGCUGACCCUCUACAGGCGUGUGUUCCCCGCGUCUCUGGAGCGCCCCACGCUGGCCGUCAUGGGAUUGUUCCAGACCAAAGGGCCCAUCAUGCCGCUGGUGGAGAUGCAGGCGCGCUGGGCUACACGGGUCAUAGCAGGGCUGCACAAGCUUCCUCCAAAGCGCCUAAUGCUGGCUGCAAUAGAGACCGAGAGGAAGAGAAACAUGAAGGGAUACCCCUGCCCCAGACAGGCUACCCUCCAGGUGGACUUCAUCUCAUACCUGGACUCCAUCGCUACGGAGGUGGGGGUGCGUCCCAGCAUGAUCAAGCUGUUGCUGACUGACCCCAGACUGGGUCUGGAGGUUCUCCUGGGGCCCGUCACCCCAUACCAGUACCGUCUGACCGGGCCGGGGAAGUGGGCCGGGGCACGCAAGGCCAUCCUCACACAGUGGGAGCGGGUGGCCCAGCCCUUCAGGACCAGGGCAGAACCAGAACCAGUCCCCAGCCCCUCGGGCCUCCUCUCCUACCCCUGGCUGCUCACCCUGUUUGGGGGGUCGGUGGUCCUAGCUGUGCUGGUGUUCCACGGUCGACUGAGAGCCGCCCUGCCGGACCCAGCCCAGCUCCUGGAGGACUUCCCCGCCCUGCCAGGGGGGAUUUUGUAAAGGCUGCUCCACUGGAGGAUCUAGAAUCACCCAACACUGUUCUGACAAUGUAGCCAGGCCACACACAUCUCACACUGAAGGAACAAGGAACCGACAGAAUGUAUAACUACUAAAUGUUUCUCCAGUUUUUGUUUUUGUCCCCAUUGAAAGAAAUGUCUAUCCUUUACCUUAAUGUGAUGGUGUACCAAAACAACAAACGUCACAACCAAAAUCAUCUCAUAUUUUCUUACAUCUGAAUUCCCCAAGGUGAGUUUCAUAUGCCACACCAAAUAAAAAAAAAGGUUUUACAAGAAAUGGCACAAUGUCUAAGGGAUGAAUCAAGGAUAAAGAUCCCUUCUGCAUCCCUCUUACCUCCCAGGUGUGUGAGGGGUCUCACUGUCCAGCACCAAAAUAGCACAGCAGGAAGUGGGCCAGGGAGAAGCAGGAAGCUGCAGAGGAAGUGGGCCAGGGAGAAGCAGGAAGCUGCAGAGGAAGUGGGCCAAGGAGAAGCAGGAAGCUGCAGAGGAAGUGGGUCAGGGAGAAGCAGGAAGCUGCAGAGGAAGUGGGCCAGGGAGAAGCAGGAAGCUGCAGAGGAAGUGGGUCAGGGAGAAGCAGGAAGCUGCAGAGGAAGUGGGCCAGGGAGAAGCAGGAAGCUGCAGAGGAAGUGGGCCGGGGAGAAGCAGGAAGUUGCAGAGGAAGGAGGAAGUGCUGUUGUCCUGUUGUCAUUCAGCCUGAGUGGGUUGAUGACCUACUCCCCCAGAUCUGCUUACUCAGGCUAAACAGCAUAGUGAUUAAAACAUCCUCCUGGGCAACCCUCCAGGUGGGGAAC
Molecule: messenger RNA, 4460 nt
Organism: Osmerus eperlanus (European smelt)
Lineage: Eukaryota; Metazoa; Chordata; Actinopteri; Osmeriformes; Osmeridae
Exons: 20
Coding region: 251-3652 (1133 amino acids)
Molecular function (GO): NADP binding; N,N-dimethylaniline monooxygenase activity; flavin adenine dinucleotide binding
Source: RefSeq, a predicted model, not a curated record